AUGAAGCUAACUGGAGCAUCUUUGGGAGGCAAUAAUGCAGGUCAUACCGUUGUUGUGGAUUCUGUGGAGUAUGACUUUCAUCUUCUGCCAAGUGGCAUCAUCAAUCCAAAAGUUACAUCAUUCAUUGGAAAUGGUGUAGUAAUUCAUUUGCCAGGACUCUUUGAAGAAGCUGAAAAGAAUCUGAAGAAAGGAAAAGGGCUAGAAGGCUGGGAAAAGAGACUAAUAAUUUCUGACAGGGCUCAUAUUGUAUUUGACUUCCACCAAGCUGCUGAUGGAAUUCAAGAACAGCAAAGAGAACAAGCAGGAAAGAAUUUGGGAACUACCAAGAAAGGAAUUGGGCCAGUAUAUUCCUCAAAAGCUGCUCGAAGUGGACUCCGAAUGUGUGAUCUUGUUUCUGAUUUUGAUGAAUUUUCUGAGAGGUUUAAAGUGUUAGCCAAUCAGUACAAAGCUAUAUACCCUACCUUAGAGAUAGACAUUGAAGGGGAGCUGAAAAAGCUGAAGGGCUACAUGGAGAAAAUAAAACCAAUGGUGAAGGAUGGUGUCUAUUUUAUGUAUGAGGCUUUGCAUGGAUCACCAAAGAAGAUCUUAGUGGAAGGUGCAAAUGCAGCCCUACUGGACAUUGAUUUUGGCACAUAUCCUUUUGUGACCUCCUCGAACUGCACGGUUGGGGGUGUUUGCACAGGCCUGGGCAUGCCGCCGCAGAACGUGGGGGAAGUGUACGGGGUUGUGAAAGCCUACACCACCAGGGUCGGCAUCGGUGCCUUUCCUACGGAGCAAGAUAAUGAAAUUGGAGAAUUACUGCAGACGCGAGGUAAAGAGUUUGGUGUGACCACUGGUAGAAAGAGAAGAUGUGGCUGGCUGGAUCUUGUAUCGCUCCGAUAUGUCUACAUGAUCAAUGGAUUUACUGCCUUGGCUCUUACCAAGUUGGAUAUCUUGGACGUAUUUCCAGAAAUCAAAGUUGGUGUUGCUUACAAAUUAGAUGGUGAAAUCAUACCUCAUUUUCCUGCCAACCACGAAGUCUUAAACAAAGUAGAGGUCCAGUAUGAGACACUCCCAGGAUGGGACACAGACAUUUCAAAUGCAAGGACGUUUGAUGAGCUGCCUGUAAAUGCACAGAACUAUGUUCGCUUUAUAGAAAUGGAGCUAGGUGUUCCUGUUAAAUGGAUUGGAGUAGGGAAAUCCAGGGAAUCAAUGAUCCAGCUGUUUUAAAGAUUUCAGAUGCAUGGAAGAAAGCACACUCCUCAAAAGACUGCUCAUUCUUAAUGCAUUAGUAGCCCGCAAAGCAAAGAUGUUGGAAGGAUAGAUUUUUUGCAUGGAAAGAAAUGCUAGAGUUGAUAUCCCCAAAUCAAUCACUAUUCCUGAAAGAGACUUUAACAUGAACUUGUAUCAGUUCUGGGUCAACUGGCAUUUUCUGGGACAUUUGUUGUCAUUGUUCUUCAUGGUGCCAUCAGAUUUUUUUUCUUUACCUAAUAUUUACUUCAUGAUGUAAUUCUUGUUUGAAAAUCUAAGGUAGCGUUACUUUCAUGACUGUUUGUCUUUGUUACCGUGUCUCUGCUUCUGGCGGUGUUACUUCCCUGAAAUUUUAGACAGUAAAUAUAAUGCAGUUUUGCACAGAUAGUUUUACAUCCUCAUUAUUUGUAUUCCUAAAAGCUGUUGUAUUCUUUAUGGCUGCUCUUGUAAGUGAUUAAAGAGAGGGAUUCUGAUUUUAUAAUGCUAUAAAUGCUGUCUAAAUUAUUGUGUGAUCUUUUUUUUAA
Messenger RNA from Tinamus guttatus (white-throated tinamou), 1754 nucleotides. The record is from RefSeq and is a predicted model, not a curated record. Lineage: Eukaryota; Metazoa; Chordata; Aves; Tinamiformes; Tinamidae.